AUGAUUAUGACGAGAUUUGUAUCGCUGUUAGCAUUUCUAAUAGCUGCUGCUAAAGCUGAAGGUUUUGUGGAAGAAGUAUCUUGUACGGCAGAUGCAAUCAACGUUGUUCUGAAUAAAACGGAUCCUGACGUACAACGAUGGAUGUCAGAUCCAAAAUCACAACCAGUCGUGUACGUCUAUGAGCAUAAAACACGUCCACCGUGUGGUUCUGCAAUGAAAAAGGGAAAUUUAGUAAACUACAACUUUACUAUUCCAUAUGGCGAUCAUUGUGAUGUGCAUCUAACUGAUUUGGAACCCAAUUAUCGGAAUGCAGAAACGACAAUAGCACUUGAAGAUAAUGCUGAUAUAACACCAUCCAAAACUGUGCGUGUUAAUCACGUCUUUUGUUUGUACACUAGAAGUGUGCAAACAAUACGAUUUAACGAUAUUUCUAGUGGUCAUGAGGUGGUUGCAUCUACUGGUGGAAAACCAAAACCUAAAGUUGAAAUGAUCUUCCGUAGCAUUGAUGGAAGGCCAUUGCGCGCAGCUAAAUUUGGUGAUAUUGUCGAAUUUUAUGUGGCUCUCUCGCCAGAUAAAGCAUAUCAUGGAAUAAGUCCUAAGGAAUGCAUGUUUUCUGAUCGAGAAGAUAUGUCAUCACCUGAUGCUAAGCACCUGACCUUUGUUCAGAGCAGCUGUCCUGUGGACGAAAUGAGCGAAAUUAUUGACCCUUUAGCCAAUGUUAAUGAAGAAGUAUAUUUUUCAAAGUUUAAAACAUUUCGUUUUGGCAAUCAGUCGACUGUAUUUGCUCACUGUACUGUGCAAGUCUGUCUCACUACUGAAGAAUGUGCUCAGAAAUGUUUCAAAAGAAUUAACAAUUCGAAUCUAACUGCUGAACGAUUGAGAUUUCGCCACAGACGUCAACUGGAUAACGAAUUUGAAUCCGGAAUGAAUCGUCGGUCAGAUUUGGUGAAUGAAAUUGCUCUGACACGACCGCUUACAAUUUUAGAUGAUUUAGAAAGCAGCGAAGUAAAUGGUAAAGCGGUAGAACAAUGUAUGAUCAAAAAUGCUGCCAUACCACUGCCAGUAUUCCUUCUUGUUUUAUUUCUAUCACUGUUAUCAGUAAUUUGCAUAACUGCUUUGAUCAUUACUGUUAAACGCUUGGCAAGUUACAAAAAGCUCGUUCCAUAUGGUUUGAACAUUUAUAGUACUUAUUCGGGACCAUCAGCACCGCUUCCCGCGCGAUGUUUAACUGAUUCGAUGGCUAUUAGUAAUGCUAACGGCAACACUUGGAUGACUUCAUUGCCGGAAUAUCCAAACGUCCGAGAAAUGUAUUAG
Thelazia callipaeda (thelaziosis nematode) is the source of this 1314-nucleotide messenger RNA. The record is from the annotation of a GenBank genome assembly. NCBI's taxonomy places the organism in Eukaryota, Metazoa, Nematoda, Chromadorea, Rhabditida, Thelaziidae.